Mastomys coucha (southern multimammate mouse) is the source of this 4579-nucleotide messenger RNA. RefSeq names its product ectonucleotide pyrophosphatase/phosphodiesterase 4 (gene Enpp4). The coding region runs from base 267 to 1622 and encodes 451 amino acids. The transcript has 4 exons. The record is from RefSeq and is a predicted model, not a curated record. Lineage: Eukaryota; Metazoa; Chordata; Mammalia; Rodentia; Muridae.
UUCACCUCUCCGGAGCGUCCGGCAGCAGCUGCGCACUCGGAGCCAGAGCGCCGGGGGCAGCGCCAGUCUCCGCGGUGGCCCGCGGGGUGGACGUCCGCUACUGCGCAGGCGUCCCAGGAAGCGCUCCGCGGAGCCCUCCUCCGCCCGCGUCCGCCGAACCCGCAAGUACCCCGGAGUGUGCGGUUCCGCUAGCGCCGAGUUCCGCGCGCCGGACCGAAGUGGCGGUGGAGGCGGGGGCCCUAGCUGCUGUGUCCAACGUGAUCAAUAUGAAGUUAUUAGUAGCUCUUUUGUUUUGGAGACUUGUCACUGGCUAUAAUUCUUCCCAUAGCUCAGCACCUCAGUUACUUCUGGUAUCCUUUGACGGCUUUAGAGCCGACUACCUGAAGAACUAUGACCUUCCUCACCUCCAGAACUUUAUCAAAGAAGGUGUCUUGGUGGAACAUGUUAAAAAUGUUUUUAUCACAAAAACAUUUCCAAACCACUACAGCAUUGUGACGGGCUUAUAUGAGGAAAGCCAUGGCAUUGUGGCCAACUCCAUGUAUGAUGACGUCACGAAGAAACAUUUUUCUGAAUCCAAUGAUAAGGAUCCAUUUUGGUGGAAUGGAGCAGAGCCUAUUUGGGUGACCAAUCAGCUUCAGGAAAACAGAUCAAGUGCUGCCGCUAUGUGGCCUGGCACUGAUGUGCCCAUUCACAAUAUCACGCCUUCCUAUUUUAUGAAUUACAGCAGCUCAGUGCCCUUUAAGGAAAGACUAAGUAACGUUACCACGUGGCUCAGCAGUUCCAUCCCACCAGUCACCUUUGCAACGCUCUAUUGGGAAGAACCAGAUGUAAGCGGCCACAAAUAUGGGCCCGAAGAUACAGAAAACAUGCGUCGGGUAUUGAAAGAAGUAGAUGACCUUAUUGGUGAUAUUGUCCUAAAGCUCAAGGUGUUAGGACUAUGGGAAAGCCUUAAUGUGAUCAUUACAAGCGAUCAUGGGAUGGCUCAGUGUUCUGAGAACAGACUGAUAUAUUUAGAUUCCUGCAUCGACCAUUCAAACUAUAGUGUCAUAGACUUCACCCCUGUGGCUGCGAUUCUUCCCAAAAUAAAUGUAACAGAGGCUUAUGACAAACUGAAACACUGUAACCCUCACAUGAAUGUUUAUCUCAAAGAAGCUAUUCCUAACAGAUUUUACUACCAACACAGCAACCGGAUUCAGCCCAUUCUCUUGGUUGCUGAGGAAGGCUGGACAAUUGCAUUCAGCAAGUCGUCAUUCAAAUUAGGUGACCAUGGCUACGAUAAUGCCCUGCCUAGUAUGCAUCCAUUUCUUGCUGCCCAUGGACCUGCCUUUAGAAAAGGGUACAGGCAGAGUACCAUCAACAUUGUGGAUAUUUAUCCAAUGAUGUGCCACAUCCUGGGACUAAAACCGCAGCCCAAUAAUGGAACCUUCAGUCAUGCCAAGUGCUUGUUAGCAGACCAGUGGUGCAUUAAUCUCCCAGAAGCCAUUGGAAUUGUUGUUAGUGCACUGUUGGUAUUAACCAUGCUAACAGGCCUCAUAAUAUUCAUGCAGAACAGAGCGUCUGCAUCCCGUCCUUUCUCCCGCCUUCAGCUGCAGGAGGAUGAUGAUGAUCCUUUAAUUGACUAAAUCACUGUGUCUUACUAAUUUCAAAACUAAGGAUCCAUGCGAGGAGUGGUGUUACAAACACAAAAAGGUAUAUUCCAAAAGACAAGACACACGUGGCAAAAUUACUCUGUGGUGUGGGUGUGGGUGUGGUGUUGUGUGUUGUUUUGGUGUGUUGCCUGCUGCAAAUAACCCUGAUGGUAUUAGAGUGGCUGGUUAAUCAGUUCAAACCACCUAUUUCCCUAGCAAGACUAGCGUUUGAGGAAAAACUCUGGUCCCCCCUCCUUCUUUUCUCCUUUCCUUCUUUCUUUCCUUCCUUCCUUCCUUCCUUCCUUCUUUCCUUCCUUUCUUUCUUUUUUUUCCUUUCAGUGAAAUAUUACUUUAAGUGAAAAUAUACCAGAAUUUAAUAGGCGUGCUUUUUUAACAAGUUUAUAUAUUUGUAAAUGACACAAAACUGUUUAUGUAAUUCUUGCAUUUUAUGUAUCCUGGAGGAAAAGUUGCAUAUAUUUUUAUAUUUGUCUUUAGUUAGUAUGUGUUCCAAGAAAACCCUUGAAGUAGGAAAUUCUGUGAUAGUUAAUAAAAUGAUUAGCCACAUAGCAUACUGUAGCAUACAAAGAAAUUGUUUUAGAUAAAGCUGCUAAAAACAAACAAAACCCAAGGAAGACUAUCUAAUACAAAGUCUGAGCUUGGUAAAACCUGUAAGCCGAUGACACCUCGGAAGUUGAGUCUGGGGCUGGGCAUGGUGGUGCACACCGGUAGGAAGGAUGAGGCAGAGGGCCUUGACCUGGAAUCCAUCCUGGGUUACAUAGCAGCACCUUGUGGUUUUGUUUGUUCAUUUGUUUGUUUUAGUUACAUUUUUGGAUACUAUUGUUUAUAAGGAGUUUCAAAGAAAAUAGAGAAAAAUUGUUCUCUAUUUGUGUUUAACGUCUCUGGGUAAGUUGUGUGUGCCAGUGUGUUUGUAUGAGUGAAUGUGCAGAUGUCAUAUGACAUAGAAAGGGGACUGGACCCUGUGCCAGAACACAGCUGUCACGGAAGGUUCAGCUCAAGGAAAGGCUACUUCUUGCAGCCCUUACAUGUAUAUUUUCACCAACUCACAACUUAAUAUCACAAUUAAAAUAUCGUAUUUUUGUUAGAACUUUCAAUUCUCAUGUUUAUUGGAAGUGUUCAAACGCUGUAGGAAAAGAUAUGACGUGAGUGCAAAGCUGCAAGGUCAGGACUUUUGUAUUGACCUUUGUGAGUCUCGAUGUGCCUCCUAUGCAGUCGAGUGGUAAGCCAUAUAAAAUGGAGUUCAGUGUCUUCUGCCCUGACAGCAGCUGCGUACUAAGGGCAGAGCAGCUCCAGCCCUGCACUGCUGCUCCCUCGCCUGACUCAUCGUAACCCCGAGAACCAAAGAGUUGUUGUGAAGCACUGUCAUCAUUCAUUCCCUCCAUAGCUGGGGCCUCAGAACCAGAGCCAUUAGAACAGCCAGUAGACAACAGACCACUGCUUCGUGUUACUGGAGUGAUCGUCAGCAUUUUGACAAUGUAAAGCCAACUUGAUUAUUGCUCUUCGGAUGCUGUUCAGACGGACCUACAGUAAGUAUGCAGUCCACUUAGACACAGAUGAUCCGUGAUGACCGACGACACUUGUCAGUCAUCUUAGAUUGAUUGCACUGUACUGGCUCACUGUGAAUUUCCUUCAUUUUGAUGUCUGGUGCCUCAUUGUAUUGGGGUUUUGAGAGGAAUUUCUGUACUGCAUACAUAAUCUAUGUUCUUGGUCAUAGAAUGGCUGUUUUAAGAACAGGAUAGGAUUGAUUUUGUUCAUAAAUGCUCUGAAUUAUUUUGUUACAUAGAGAUACUAAGGGGUGAAGAGUUGAUCGAGUGAAACAAUAGAGAAAGCCCUGCUUAUUUCAAUUUCCAUGUAAGAAAAUAACAAAUAAAUUGCCACAUUCACUUUGAAAAGAAAAAUGAGUGGGCAUUUUUGAACUGUAUCCCAGCAGAGUUGAAGACACAUUAGUUCCUAUAGUGGUGUGGAUCCCAGUGAUCCCUUUACCUCGACUGCACCUUCCACUUGUCCAACUGUAGAGCAGAGUUUUAAAAGGGAUAGGAUAGGAAGGGAUGUCAGUGUCUUGGCCCUUGCAGUACAUGGAUUUAUUUUGUAUUUUAUUCUGUUCUCAGACUACUAAAACUAGGUAAAAUUUUAUAAAGUGCUUAUUCAGAAGAAUUUGUGUAAUCAAGUAGAUUAUUAUAUUGAACUUUCUGCUAAUUCAUUUUUAUCUUUGAAAAAAAAAUUAUCACUGUUAAGGCCCAUGGCUGCAGUUUUGCUCUGAGAAAACCUUUUUACUAAAGGUGGCCUUUGACAUGAAGGUUUGGUGUGUAUGUUGUAAAGCAUUAGCUAAACCUGCUCUGCUUUCUGUUCAGGGGAAAAUAUUUGACUUCAGGAAACUUUUAGCUCUUCUUGGUAAUAGGACUCAAAGAUAAUAGGAAAGUGUUUGCGUAUUUUUGGGUAAUUGCCCUAGUCAGCUCAGAACUGAGUACCUUGACUCUCUAGUAGAGGGCCAGCUGUGUUCCUCUUAGCCACCUAUCAUGCAUGCUCUUCUGUAAAAGCAAUGGGGUAUGGCAGAGGCACACUGACAGGGCUUCCCAGAAGGCUUCCUUUAAGAACCCACAGGUGAGCCUCGGCAUGCUAAAGGAUCCGCCUUUGCAUUGAUGUUGGAUGUAUCCCUCUUUGCCCACGUGGUAAGCUUUAAGGAUUGUUGGCUUUAAUUCCUUUUAUGAAGAGUGGUUCAUUUCAUCUUUAAUUUAUAACUUUACAAACGAAGGACAAAGAUUAGGUAUAAAGUAUAUAUGUAUUGUCAGUUCUCAAACAGCAUGUAAAUACAGAGAAUGUGCUGUAAGGAGGUCUGCCAGUGCCUUAACUUAAAGGGAAGACAUGGCUUCAACUUGUAGCUAAUGACUUUGCUUAUGAUUAAAAUGUAUGUAAAUAAAGUCUACCCAAACGAA